Messenger RNA from Alternaria viburni, 291 nucleotides. RefSeq lists its product as uncharacterized. NCBI's taxonomy places the organism in Eukaryota, Fungi, Ascomycota, Dothideomycetes, Pleosporales, Pleosporaceae. The transcript has a single exon. The record is from RefSeq and is a predicted model, not a curated record. The coding region runs from base 1 to 291 and encodes 96 amino acids.
AUGCAAGAGAAGUACCUCAGGAAGUGGUGGAAGGUCACGGCUCAGGAACUCAUCGACGCUGGUGCCGAAUACAAGGUCAACGAGAAUACAAAGACAAAGGCGAAGAAGUUCUCGCUGUACCAGGUCUACGAAUAUGUCAAGAAACAUAAUAAGCUUGACAGGGAAGAGCUCGAAGCUGUGGUUGAGGACGAGAAAGACCGCAUAAACAGGGCAAGGACGACGUACACGAGUUACCAGAACGGUGAUUUCGCCGGCGGCGGUAUUGAUUACGACGACUGCCCCUGGUGGUGA